Rattus norvegicus (Norway rat) is the source of this 2823-nucleotide messenger RNA. Lineage: Eukaryota; Metazoa; Chordata; Mammalia; Rodentia; Muridae. The record is from RefSeq and is a predicted model, not a curated record.
UCAGUUUGGAAUAGAUGAUGAGUGACUUCAGUGAAGAACUGACAAAGCUUGCUGGGGCUGAGGAUAACCCAGAAACGUCAGAGUUCUCUAAGACAAGAAUGCAUUUCCCAUGGCUUCAGAAGCAUAUAGAAGCAGUGGCUGUCAACAAAAAGAAAAUUAUAAGUGAUGAGGAUGAUGAUGAUGACAAUGAUGAUUAGGAUGAGGAGGAUGAUGACGAUGAUGAGGAUGAGGAUGAUGAUGAUGAUGACGACAACAAUGAUGAUGAGGAUGAGGAUGAGGAUGAUGACGAUGACGAUGAUGACGACGACGACGAUGAUGAUGAUGAUGAGAGUGUAGUCUUCCAUUAGGCCAAUAAAGGCUAUUUAUUUGAGCAGACAUUUUGCCAGUUUCUGGGCUGGUUGCCUGGGAUCGUUGGUGGUCUGAGCAGCUUGUGGAGCUCUGGUUAAUUACAGAGUCUGCUUCAGGGAGCCAGCUGAAGCGAAGUGGUCUUCAUUUCUAAUUAGCUUUCAGUGACUGGAGGGAAGAAGAGGAAGGAUUUUGCUCAGACGACAAGUGCUUGUCUAAGCUUCCUCCAAGAAGCCCUGCUGAAGCACCAGUGGUGUCGAGCUGCGGAGUACAUGCACAGUUACCUGCAGACCCUGGAAGACUCAGACACCUACAGGAAACAGGCUGCCCCUGAGAUCAUUUGGAAGCUUGGAAGUGAAAUUCUAUUUUACCACCCCAAAAGCAACGUGGAGACUUUUAGUAGCUUCGCUGACCGGAUGAAAAAUAUUGGUGUCUUGAAUUAUUUAAAGAUCUCCUUACAACAUGCGUUGUAUCUUUUACAUCAUGGGAUGCUUGAAGAUGCAAACAGGAAUCUAAGUGAGGCAGAGACGUGGAGAUACGGUGAAAAGUCGGCUUCUCAGGAAGUGUUAAUUAAGCUUGUUCAGGCCUACAAAGGCCUCUUACAGCACUACUCUUGGUCCAAGAAGAAGAUGGAGUUGUCAGAGCUCGAUGAGGAUGAUUAUGCUUACACUGCAAAAUCCCGGAACAUGCUCAGCCAGAGCAGCAAGACGUCUACAAACAUCUGUACGCUGAUUAAAACCCCUGGGGUUUGGGAUCCUUUUGUGAAGAGCUAUGUGGAGAUGCUGGAGUUCUAUGGUGACCAAGAUGGAGCCCGAGAGCUGCUCACCAAUUAUGCAUAUGAUGAGAAGUUCCCGUCAAACCCCAAUGCCCACGUCUACUUAUACGAGUUUCUCAAGAGAGAGAAGGCGCCAAGGGCGAAGCUCAUAAGUGUUCUUAAGAUUUUACAUGAGAUUGUGCCAUCCCAUUCACUAAUGUUAGAAUUCCAUACGCUGCUUAGAAAGUCAGAGACAGAAGAACACCGGAAACUGGGCUUGGCCGUGUUAUUUGAAGUCCUAGACUUCUCUGGAUGCACUAAGAACAUAACGGCUUGGAAAUACUUGGCAAAGUAUCUGAAGCAGACGUUAAUGGAAAGCCAUCGUGAGUGGGUUGAAGAAGAGUGGAAGUCCAGGAGAAACUGGUGGCCAGCCUUUCACUUCAGCUUCUUUUGGGCAAAGAGUGACUGGAAGGCAGACGCUGAGCUGGCUUGUGAAAAGGCUUUUGUAGCUGGAAUCCUUUUAGGGAAAGGUUGUAGAUACUUUCGGUAUAUUUUAAAACAAGAUCAUGAAACCUUGAAAAAGAAAAUCAAGCGGAUGAAGAAGUCUGUGAAAAAAUAUACUAUUGUAAAUCCAGGCGUUCACACCUAGGUCUUGAACUUAUUUUACAGUUGUCACUACAGUGUAGUGGUUUGUAUUUUAACUUUAUGUGUCUGUGUGCACAUGUUCAUAUGGAAGCUAGAAGUCAGCAGGACUUUGCUUUGAGUCUGGUCUCUCACUGAGAGCUGGGGCUCACCUCUUAGGCUGGCUGGCCAGGAUGUCCUCCGGAUUCUUCUUAGCUCUGGGAUGAUGAUUGUGGGUACCAUGCCCAGAUUGUUUGUUUUUUAUUCAUUCAUUUAUUUAUUUGUGUAUGUGUUUAUAUAUGUCUACACGUUUACAUGACUUGGCACAAGUAUGACCAGGAGCCGGUAGGGAAGGGGCUGGUCACCUGGAGAAGCAGCCACUGCCUUGGCCCUGGGUCCUCUGUGUUGUCUCACAGGUCUACUGGGUGCUAUACUGUGUACAGUAGAUCAGACUCUUCUAGGAGUCACAGGAGGCUGUGGUACUCGGCCUCCUUCCCAUUUGUUCCUCUGCCAGCUUCACUUCCACACCCCACAGCUACUGAUGGGCUCUGUUGAGGGGAUAGAGAGGAUAGGAAGAGAAAGGUAGGAGGAAGGGGGAGGGAGAGGAGGAGGAGGGGGAGGAGGACUCCUUUCUCUAUUGGAUUUAACCAGAGCAGGUGGGACCAAGUGACUCUGGUCCUUUGACUCUAGAGGACUGAUUCGAGUCUGUGCUAGAAGAGGUGUGGCUAACCUUAGGGGGCAUGGUGAGCUAGGAUACUUGGAUGUUCCUUCUCCGCUUUCUCUCAGAAAUGAGAAUACAACAAUAGGAUCUCUACCCAUGAAGUAACAUCCUACAGGUAGGAAGUAAGCCCAGUGGGCAGCUUCCCCAAAGCCAGUGACGUGUUCCAGGAGCACACACUGGGCUCUGUAGUGUAUUAUGCUGCUAAAUGGGUCUAAAGAAUGAUCUUGGCUGUCAUGUAGUUAUUGUUAAAGUGACAGUACUUGGAUUCCAGGAAGGCUCAUUGAUGUUCAGGUGACAAGCCACACAUUUCCCCUUUGACUUAUUACCCCACCACCUUUAAAUAAUGUACAAUAAAAUUGGACAAGUUAUGCUUUGUCAAUAA